GGGAUGCGAGCUUCGCGCCUCUCCUGUGCCCGUUGGGCCCUUGGGCGCGAAUGCCAUGAUGGAAAGCUAGAAUCUCUGCCCUAAGGGCAGAGCAAUUCCUCGAUUCUCACCCUCACAACCCUCAACAAUCGACCAUUUCACCUUUGCUGCAUCCUAAUUUCGGUGUUGGGUGGUUGUUUGAAGCAACACUACGAGUUCCCUCUCGUGUGUAUCAGACACAAAGCACUCAUCUCGACCGUUCUCGUUGCUCUGGAGAGAGAUGGCGCUCCUCGCGUUGGGUCUCCUCAGCAUCCUGGGGACGGUAAAUGCAGAGCUGGCACCUACUUACCCAGUCAAUGCACAGCUUCCACCAGUGGCUCGGGUCUCAGAACCGUUCGAAUUUGUUUUCUCUCAAGGCACGUUUGCUGGCAGCGGGCCGAACACCCAGUACUCGCUUGUGAACGCCCCAUCAUGGCUUGAGCUAGACUCGAAGAGCCGUACGAUUUCCGGAACCCCUCAGAAGGACGAUAUAGGAUCGCCAACGUUCGACUUAGUGGCAGCCGACGAGACAGGAUCGGUGAACAUGGAGGUCAAUCUGGUCGUCACAACCGACGAUGGUCCGAAACUUGGGAAGUCAUUAUUACCACAACUCGAAGCGCUAGGCGCGACAUCGGCCCCAGACACGCUUGUCGUACACUCUGGCGAUUCGUUCUCCUUGACCUUCGAUCAUGACACGUUCACGAAUACGCGACCCUCCACUGUCUACUAUGGAACCUCCCCUGACAACGCACCAUUGCCAUCGUGGGUCUCGUUCGACCAGGCAGCCCUUCGAUUCUCCGGAUCUACCCCGGAUUUCGGACCUCAGACCUUCAGCUUCAACCUGAUCGCUUCGGACGUGGCCGGAUUCAGCGCUGCCACAGUGACCUUUGCGAUGACCGUCAGCCCGCAUAUUCUGUCGUUCAAUAAAAGUGCACAGACCCUCUUCCUGACCAAGGGGAAGUACUUCGAAAGCUCGGAAUUUCUUGUUGAUUUGACCCUGGAUGGUCACGGAGCUACAGGAAGUGAUUUGACAGAUAUCCAUGUGGAUUUCCCGAAAUGGCUGGCAUUGAACAAGGAGACCAUUUCGCUAAGCGGCACACCGCCAGCAGAUGCAGCAGACCAGAAUGUCACCAUCACUGUAACUGAUAAAUUCGAAGACGUAGCCACGCUGCUUAUUGGCCUCCAGUUCUCCCAAUUUUUCCAUGAUGAUUUGGAUGAAUGCGACGCCGUCAUCGGACAGUACUUUUCGUUCGUCUUCAACAGCUCCAUUUUGACCGACGAUUCUGUUUCACUGGACGUGGAUCUGGGCGAUCAGCUUCCGUGGCUGCAUUACAACCGCGACAACAAGACGAUCUACGGCCAGGUUCCUUCGGAUCUUCGCCCUGGAUCAUUCAACGUCAAUCUGACCGCUCGCGAGGAGACUGCGGAAGACAGCCGUCAAUUCACAAUCAAGGCAGUCUCGGAGAAGUCGUCCGCCGAAGACGCAGCCGGUACCGGCACAGCGGACGAAGGCAGCAGUAGCGGCGGCGCCAGCAUGAGCAGCCGGAAGGCCGGCAUCAUCGCUGUUUCAGUCAUUCUUCCGCUCAUUGUUCUGAGCUCCCUUGCUAUACUGCUGUUCUUCUGCUGGCGUCGCAAAAGAAAAGGCAUCGCCCCAGGCCCGGAGGAAGGACGUACAGAUGAAAAGACAAUGUCGCCACGCCUCGACCCUGAUUCCGACAUGUACCCACACUGUCAGCCCUUUGAGCAAACCACCCCAGGCAAGCCUCCGCGCAUGAUGAGAAGCCCGUCGCCAUCCUCGAAACCUCCAAAGCUCGAAAUCUUCUGGCACACGAAGCCCUUGGCCGACGCUGGCGCUGGCGCUACCGACACGGAUGACAAGGAGAAUGCUUACCCUAACUCAACACUGGACUGGGACUUUGGACCGCUGGCGAGCACUCCACCGGAAGAGCCAAAACCAGUCGCAGAUCCACCUCCGCAACCCAAGCGCUUAUCGUUCCAGAGCAGCCCCCCCGUGCGCAGGCGCACCACGACGACGACACCAAAGAAGCGAGAGCCGCUUCGGCCGAUCCAACCGCGGAGGUCACUCAAGCGGAAUUCAACGGUGUCGCGGUCGAGGAGGUAUUCCAAGCGGUCCAGUGGCAUCUCCACGGUCGCUUCAGGGCUUCCGGUCAGGCUCAGCGGUGCUGGGCACGGGGCGGGUGGAUUCGGGCCUCCGGGCCAUGGGGUCGUUCGCAUCUCCUGGCAGAACACACAGGCCUCUUUCCAAAGCGACGAGAGCGAUGUUGGAAAUUUGGCACCACUGUUUCCUCGCCCACCCCUCCGAGCACGCGAAAGCACGGAAUAUCCUAAACGCGUGAGUCUCCGGGCUGUCGAACCGGACACUUUGACCAUCUCCGACACGGAUUCCCUCGAGGCCUUCGUGCACAGUCGCGCCAAGAGCCGAAAUUCCUCCAACCCUCUGUUCGCUGGUCAAUUCGGCCGACGGGGGUCAUCCGGCGGCCGGGCACUGCACCGGGCACGCAGCACGGUGAGUCGAGCAGAUACGGUCGCCAGUUCGCAUUAUGUCGACGACUACCGACAAGAUCGGCCCUGGUCAGCCGCGAUGUCCGCGUCCAUCUACACGGACGACCAUCGCCAAUCGGCUUAUUUGCAUUCGCUGUCGGAGGAAUCGUCGGAUCUACCGUUAUCUGGGAGCACGAUGAACAAGCAACCCAGUCAAUCGAGUCUCGCGCAGAAUUAUUCCGAGGCGAUUGCUCCGCUACCGCGCUUUUACAGCGAGUUAAGCUUAAGCAGUGCCCAACGAGGCGAAGCCAGUAACCACCACCACCACCACCAAACGACGUACCCUGGUGGACCACCACCUUCGAACAAUGAGCGUCCCUCCCAUGCGAACAACAAUCGGACGUGGUUCCAGGUUGCGUCGAACGCGCCGGGCGAGGCUCCCAAAACUGAUCCGCCGCCCUUGCCACCAUUUCGCAAGAGCCCGUCUUUGUCCUCGAUGCCAUUCGAGGUGCGAUCCCGCCGGGUGAGCUUGAUUCGACCGGUGGACCGGGAUUGGAGCGAACAGAGAGGGAUUCAAAGAGAGUUGACGGGCAGUGUGAGAAGCGACAUCGCGUUUGUUUGAUUGAGGUGACAUGUAUACAUACCCCAUUCGUUUUUGCAUGUUAAGGAUCUCUUUGUGUUCGUGUGGUUCAGCUCCUGUGGCUG
Molecule: messenger RNA, 3225 nt
Organism: Aspergillus saccharolyticus JOP 1030-1
Lineage: Eukaryota; Fungi; Ascomycota; Eurotiomycetes; Eurotiales; Aspergillaceae
Product: putative transmembrane glycoprotein
Exons: 1
Coding region: 260-3142 (960 amino acids)
Cellular component (GO): membrane
Molecular function (GO): calcium ion binding
Source: RefSeq, a predicted model, not a curated record